AUGUCGCUGUCAGUGGCGCCUCCGGCUCCGGGGAAGCCGAGAGUUUCCGCAGGGUGGGGGCUGCGGCGGCAGCGACAGCGACAGUGACAGCAGCCACGGAGGCUGUGGAAAUCUGUUGGAACCUACACAGAUUAUAGGAGCCUGCCUGGGUGGAUGACUGCUAUCAAACCCGACUCUGGAUUUAUUUAUUUGCAGACUAGGGAAGACACCUGGGUAUCUUGGGACAAAUUGAAGCAGCCCAGGGGCAGGAAGAAUGAAUGUCUGCAGCUGUGUUCCCAGUCGACACUGCUCACAGUGAAGGUGACAUCUCCCUCCAGUUUCACAAGAUGAGUGUGGUAUGGUUACCCAGGCCAGGACCUAAGCUUCACAGAGAGCCCAGCCUGCUGUUCUGAUGCCGAAAGGGAGGCAGAAAGUCCCACACUUGGAUGCCCACCUGGGCCUGCCCAUCUGCCUCUGGCUGGAAUUAGCCAUCUUCUUUCUGGUUCCCCAGGUCAUGGGCCUAUCAGAGGCAGGUGGGCUUGACAUCUUGGGCGCAGGGGGGCUCAGCUGGGCUGUACAUCUGGACAGCCUAGGUGAGAGGAAGGAAGAGAGUCUGACGAAACAGGCAGAUGCUGUGGCCCAGGCAGCAGGGCUUGUGAAUGCUGGGCGCAUUGGAGAACUCCAGGGGCACUACCUCUUUGUCCAGCCCGCUGGGCACAGGCCAACCAUGGAGGUGGAGGCCAUGCGGCAACAGGCAGAGGCUGUGUUAGCCAAGCAUGAAGCUGUGCGCUGGCACUCAGAGCAAACGCUGCUGAAGAGGGCCAAGCGCAGCAUCCACUUCAAUGAUCCCAAGUACCCUCAACAGUGGCACCUGAAUAAUCGGCGGAGCCCAGGAAGAGACAUCAACGUGACAGGUGUGUGGGAGCGAAAUGUAACUGGGCGAGGGGUGACAGUGGUGGUGGUAGAUGACGGAGUGGAACACACCGUCCAGGACAUCGCACCCAACUAUAGUCCAGAGGGAAGCUAUGACCUCAACUCUAAUGACCCAGAUCCCAUGCCCCACCCUGAUGAGGAGAAUGGAAACCACCACGGGACCCGGUGUGCAGGAGAAAUUGCAGCUGUGCCCAACAACAGCUUCUGUGCAGUGGGCGUGGCCUACGGGAGCCGAAUAGCAGGUAUCCGGGUGCUGGAUGGACCACUCACUGACAGUAUGGAGGCUGUGGCAUUCAACAAGCACUAUCAGAUCAAUGACAUCUACAGCUGCAGCUGGGGCCCAGACGAUGAUGGGAAGACAGUGGAUGGCCCUCAUCAGCUCGGAAAGGCUGCCUUACAACAUGGAGUGAUGGCUGGUCGCCAAGGCUUUGGAAGUAUCUUUGUGGUUGCCAGUGGUAAUGGGGGCCAGCACAAUGACAACUGCAACUAUGAUGGCUAUGCCAACUCCAUCUACACUGUCACCAUAGGAGCUGUGGAUGAGGAGGGACGGAUGCCUUUUUAUGCAGAGGAGUGUGCCUCCAUGCUGGCAGUCACCUUCAGUGGUGGAGACAAGAUGCUGCGGAGCAUUGUGACCACUGAUUGGGACCUUCAGAAGGGCACUGGCUGCACUGAAGGCCACACAGGAACCUCAGCUGCAGCUCCUCUGGCAGCUGGCAUGAUAGCCCUCAUGCUGCAGGUGCGGCCCUGCCUCACAUGGCGGGAUGUCCAGCACAUCAUUGUCUUCACAGCCACCCAGUAUGAAGAUCAUCAUGCAGACUGGCUCACCAAUGAGGCUGGCUUCAGCCACAGCCAUCAGCAUGGUUUCGGCCUGCUCAACGCUUGGAGACUUGUCAAUGCAGCCAAGAUCUGGACAUCUGUCCCUUACUUAGCGUCCUAUGUCAGCCCCAUGCUGAAAGAAAAUAAGGCUGUUCCACGGUCCCCCCACUCUCUGGAGGUGGUAUGGAAUGUCAGCAGGACGGACCUGGAGAUGUCGGGGCUGAAGACCUUGGAACAUGUGGCAGUGACAGUCUCCAUCACUCACCCACGACGUGGCAGCUUAGAACUGAAACUGUUUUGUCCCAGUGGCAUGAUGUCUUUGAUCGGCGCGCCCCGCAGCAUGGACUCGGAUCCUAAUGGCUUCAAUGACUGGACCUUUUCCACUGUACGGUGCUGGGGGGAAAGAGCAAGAGGCGUCUACAGACUGGUUAUCAGGGAUGUAGGUGAGCCCUCCUGUCUUACACUGCCUUGUCCCCUUGGGUCUCACUACCCACAGGAAGUGUUCCAUGGGAUGCCCUGUGAGACCCUUGUGCUGGUAGGCUGCUUCAGUGUCUUCUGGACCAUUUACUACAUGCUAGAAGUGUGCCUGAGCCAGAGGAGCAAGGCUUCCACCCAUGGCUGCAGGAAGGGGUGCUGCCCCUGGCCCCCACGAAGGCAAAACUCCAAGGAUGCAGGGACAGCACUAGAAUCAAUGCCACUGUGCAGCAGCAAGGAUCUGGAUGGAGUGGAUUCAGAGCAUGGGGACUGCACAACUGCAUCUAGCUUCCUGGCCCCAGAGCUGGAUUGUCCUCCACACAAACCCCCAGACCUGCUGCAGGGGAAGAGUGGGCAGAUCUGCUGACCUCAGAGCCCAGCUUCCUCCAUGUACAACAAGCUCUUCCUAAACUCGGUUAUGAGGCUUUCGAUCGUGGAAGCUCAGGAGGGAAUGGUCCUGAUAAUGACAUCUGGGACCCCAGGCCUCUGAAGCAUUCACAGCCUCCUCAGGAGGGUGAGGGCCAUCUUAAUUAAUGCUAAUGCAGUGGUAAGGGGCUGGUGAUCAUGGCUCCUCUAGCUGAACUUGGCUGAAAACCUUUGACAAGGAAUUGGCACUGAGACCAGGAAGCCCUUGAUUUCCUCUCUCCCUGGAGCCAGUCAGUCUCCUAGGCCAUCAGGACCUCCACUCAUUCGUGAGUUAGUUAUGCAGCAGCUCCCUGUAUACCUAGGAUAGCUCUCAACAGAAGCAUCACUGCCGAGGGACCAGAGAGAGGCGGCCAAGAGCCUGGACAUGCCUACCCUGAAAGCAGCUGCCUUCAUUACCCUUUUCUGUGCACCUGUUCUGAAGCCAACUUAAACCUGCCCACAUCUUCACUACCAUUCACCAUUCCUGCUGAAGGAAUGGUGAUGUGUUCCCAGGAGAACUGGGAGGUACAGGAUUCCCAGCACCCUGGCUGCCUCAUUGGGGAAGUUGGCCAGCCGGACUUCAGAGAGCUGAGACACAGCGUUUUCAAAGAUAGCCAGGGAGCACUGCCCCUGACCGCCUGUCUUCCUCUGCAACGUGCUCAGGGAAAUGGCCUCAUGCCAGAGGCCAGCUGUCUGCCCGACUUUUCCUCUGUCCUUGGCCUUCUCCCCUUCCCAUCUUCUGAGCUAAUUGUUAAUAUGAAUUUUUUAAUGCUUAAGAUUUGAUUUUUACUUUUCAAAGCAACAUUUUGUUGAUUUUUUUUUCUGCACAGCUUUCCAAAAUAAAAAGCAGAAGUAUAAAAAUCCAAACAAUUCCACCACUCCCAGUAUUCUCUCCUUUUGCCAACCCAGAGCUACACAAAUGGCACAUCACUCUUCUUCCCCAUAGCCUGCUUCCUCUGAAGCUCUGAGCCUAUGGGGCCAGAGAAGUUACCCAGAAGCCAUCCGCCAGGAACGGGUGAGCCCAACAUGUUCCCACCCUCAGGGUUCCUGGAAU
Messenger RNA from Mus pahari (shrew mouse), 3661 nucleotides. RefSeq names its product proprotein convertase subtilisin/kexin type 7 (gene Pcsk7). The record is from RefSeq and is a predicted model, not a curated record. Gene Ontology annotation, cellular component: trans-Golgi network; Golgi membrane. Gene Ontology annotation, molecular function: serine-type endopeptidase activity. Lineage: Eukaryota; Metazoa; Chordata; Mammalia; Rodentia; Muridae. The transcript has 17 exons. The coding region runs from base 392 to 2569 and encodes 725 amino acids. Gene Ontology annotation, biological process: protein processing.